AUUCGUCUUCGAAAUGUCCGUUAUCGGUCGUAUCUCCUUACUCAGAGCCGAUAUAACCAAACUAGGGGACGUAGAAGCUAUAGUAAAUGCCGCCAAUGAAAGUCUCCUAGGAGGCGGUGGUGUGGAUGGACAAAUACACAAAAUAGCUGGUCCGCAAUUGCUGGAAGAAUGCCGGACAUUGAGUGGCUGCAAAACUGGUGACGCUAAGCUCACAAAGGGUUACAAUCUCCCAGCAAAAUACGUCAUCCAUACUGUUGGGCCUCGCUUUACCAACAGCAACCGCGAGGAACUCCUGAGAAGUGCCUACAGACGUAGCUUAGAGGUGGCACACCAGAAUGGUAUCAAGAGUCUCGCUUUCCCAAGUAUAAGCACAGGUGUAUUUGGAUAUCCAAUAGAGCAAGCGAGCGUAGUCGCUAUCAAGACAGUCAAGGACUUCUUAGAUGCUCAUAAGGAGAUUGAAAAAGUCACCUUUGUUCUCUUCUCAGAGGGCGAUCUUAGUGUUUAUAAAGAUAAUUUGAAUGCUGUAUGAAUUUCUAAGUCGCGUAUAUUAUGAUGAAUGGUUUCUUUCUAAGACCUGUUUUAGAUAUUUCAGCACUUCUCGCUAUUGUCUUUCUCGGAAGCUGAAACGUUUUCUUGACGUUGUUGAUAUAAGCCUAAAAUGCAUUUAUAUACCAUUGCUAAGGAUAUCAAGAUAGUCAGUUCAACGUAGCAUCGUUCGUAUAGCAUCAUCGUGUAUCCUAUCAAAAUGAAAGUAUAUAGUAUUCUAUUGUACUUGGUUUCGCUUUUUAAUUUGCUUAUAUCUCCUCCUUCUGUGCUAUCAUAUCUGCGUAAAUCCCUGCACACUUUCUCUUCUCUAUGAUAUCGCAUCUGAGCGUUCGGUAGAAGAUCGUGGUUGACUAAUAAGAAUAAUAUCCGUUGAUUCAUCCAAAUGCGU
Messenger RNA from Wallemia mellicola CBS 633.66, 934 nucleotides. Its product is annotated as A1pp-domain-containing protein. Lineage: Eukaryota; Fungi; Basidiomycota; Wallemiomycetes; Wallemiales; Wallemiaceae. The coding region runs from base 14 to 529 and encodes 171 amino acids. The transcript has 3 exons. The record is from RefSeq and is a predicted model, not a curated record.